Molecule: messenger RNA, 1440 nt
Organism: Pochonia chlamydosporia 170
Lineage: Eukaryota; Fungi; Ascomycota; Sordariomycetes; Hypocreales; Clavicipitaceae
Product: FAD binding domain-containing protein
Exons: 2
Coding region: 1-1440 (479 amino acids)
Molecular function (GO): FAD binding
Source: RefSeq, a predicted model, not a curated record
AUGUCACAACUCGAACCGAUAAUCAUCAUUGGCGGCGGUCCAGUCGGACUCGCUACAGCCCUUGCGUUUGAAAAGGCAGGUAUUGACUUCGUGCUUCUGGAAAAAAAGGACAAUGUUGCGGUAGGAGAAGGGGGUGACUUGGUUCUCUUGCCUCCAGCUCUACGCGCGUUGUCACAGCUUGGGGUUCUUGAGGACAUUCGAAAAGCUAGUACUCGACUGCGCUCAUUGUCUCGCGUAGACCAUAAGGGGCGAGAUAUCGGAGAGAUGAACUGGUUUAUAAACUACCGAAAAAGGUUCGGACAAUAUCCCCUGCUCGUACCACGAACGAAGCUUUCGGAAAUCCUGUUCAACCAUCUUUCGAAACAUUCCAAAAGGAAAGUGUAUUUGAAUAAGAAGGUCACGAAUUUAGAACUCCAUCCUGGUGGCUUCGUCAGGGUGACUUGUCGUGACAAUACGACAUAUACUGGUGGCAUGGUUAUCGGCGCAGACGGCGUUGACAGCAGAGUGCGCGAAGAAAUGCGAAAACUCGCCCUUGAUGCAGCAUGCAAGAAAAAGUUACGCUGCGGUCCCCUUGCUUUUGUAAACAAGGAACGCCCAUUCAAGUCGAGAUACAAUGCGCUUUGGAUGGCCUUCCCCCCCAGUAUCUGUGACACCUUGCGAGCCGGAGAUGCAUUUGAGGUGCAUGGUAAAAAUAUCGCGGUGCAACUUUUUGUUGGAAGAGACAGAGCUACCCUUACAGCAUACAAGAAGAACGACUUACCGAAAAAGGAGAAAAUCUUGUUCGAUGAAAACUAUAUCGAAUCCUUUGUCGACAGUUGCAGUGAUUUAGUUAUUGUUCCGGGGGAAAAGCUCACGCUGCAAACAGCAUUCGACAACUGUAUCGAGUCCGGAAUGACCAGCAUGCCAGAGGGCGUCCUCAAGCACUGGGGUUACGGAAAGAUUGUGCUGGCAGGCGAUGCAGCCCACCAGGUCACACCUAGUAUUGGUUCAGGAGUGAACCACGGCAUCUUUGAUGUCGUUGCCCUUGUGAACGAGCUGCGGAAAGUGCUUGCAGAACAUGACACAACGCCGGCGAAGAUGGGUGGAAUGAGCCAACAGGACGACGAGCUGGCCGACGCGCUUCGAACCUACCAGCAUCAGCGUAUUCCAGUUGUCAAAGAAUGCGGUCGUGUGUCUGGUAAGGUGACUGGCUUGUCUGUUACGUCGAGCCCAUUGUCUAGGAUUGUGCAUAGGAUGUUGUCGUGGGAUGCGGUUCAAAACUACUUGUGGCGUAAGAGUGCCUCGAUGAUGGCGAAAUGCCCAAGGUUCAACUUUAUCAAGACGAAAGAGCCGUUCAGGACUGUGGCAACAGCAUCAUCGUUAAUCAGUCAUCGGUCUGAGUAUCCGAAUGACGGGAGCCGUGUAAGUUUGUUGUACAACACUUACGAAAGACUUUUUUGA